GACGCAGUGUACACUGUACAGUAGUGAUCGAUCAUGGGCGGCGACGAGAAGCGCACCAAGUUCCCGUGGAUGGGCGUGGCGCGGUACGCGGUGACCGCGGUGCUCGCGGCGGCGGUGGCGGCGACCGUCGUGGCGGCCGUCGCGACGGUGCUCCGGCCGGUGGAGCUGGACCUGUCGGUGGCCAACGGCGCGGUGUCCGUGGAGCGGCCGGAGUCGGCGGCGUCGCUGAUCAAGUUCAGGGUGACCCUCCGCGCCUCCAACCCGAGCGGCCGCGCCGUGGUCCACUUCGGCGGCGACAACCUCGUCCGCCUCCUCGACGGCGCCGCGACGCGGACGGAGCUCGUCGCCUUCACCCUCUCCCCGUUCGUCGUGCCGCAGAAGGAGUCGCACUUCGUGACCAAGGCCGGGUUCCUGAACGCCUCCGCGCUGCCGGGGUCGCUCGCCGCCAGGCUCUACGACGGCGAGAGCGACCAGGUGGUGGUGCAGGCCGUGGCGUCGCUGAGCUUCACCAUCGGCGGCGCGCGCGGGGUGAGCGCCGGCAGGCGCGGCCACAACUUCACCUUCCACUGCUGGCCGGUGUCCAUCUCCAGCUACUACGAGGUGUCCGGCGGCGACGCCUCGUGCAGCCAACAGACCAUGGAGGCGGCGGUCACCGGCCUGGCCAACGACCGCUGCAUCGGCGGGCCCUGCCCGCAGCCGUUCAACAACGCCGGCAACUGCUCCGAGAAGAAGCCCCGGCCGUAGGGGAUGAUCAAUUGAUACCACAGUGUUUGAUUUGAUUUUCAUAUGCUACUGUAAUUAAUUUACAAAGUGAAUAAAUAAUUGUAAUGAAAUUGUACCGAAAUUUAAAUCAUAUAACACAGCAAAUGCUAUAUGGGAGAUUAAAGGCUCAGUUCCGGAAGAGCACA
This is a messenger RNA of Oryza brachyantha (malo sina), 908 nucleotides long. RefSeq lists its product as uncharacterized. The record is from RefSeq and is a predicted model, not a curated record. The coding region runs from base 34 to 744 and encodes 236 amino acids. The transcript has a single exon. NCBI's taxonomy places the organism in Eukaryota, Viridiplantae, Streptophyta, Magnoliopsida, Poales, Poaceae.